Molecule: messenger RNA, 1449 nt
Organism: Metschnikowia bicuspidata var. bicuspidata NRRL YB-4993
Lineage: Eukaryota; Fungi; Ascomycota; Pichiomycetes; Serinales; Metschnikowiaceae
Gene: CET1
Product: polynucleotide 5'-phosphatase
Exons: 2
Coding region: 1-1449 (482 amino acids)
Biological process (GO): polynucleotide 5' dephosphorylation; 7-methylguanosine mRNA capping
Cellular component (GO): mRNA capping enzyme complex
Molecular function (GO): polynucleotide 5'-phosphatase activity
Source: RefSeq, a predicted model, not a curated record
AUGAAUGUAGGAUCGAUUCUCAAUGGUGAGUCGCCCUCGAAGAGCGGCGACGUUGACAGCAAGGAGCCGGUGGGCCAGCGGCCCUCGCUACCUGAUCUUCCCCACCGGCAAUCGAUCAAUAACUUGCUCAACGAGACUCCCAAAAACAGGCGUGCGGGGACAAAUCCACAAGGCAGCUCUCUGCCAGAUCCCCAAGUGGGAUCCGACGCGUCUGAGACAAGCUACCCUGCCAAUUCUGAUGAGGCCGAAGACGAGGACGAUGUGGAUGCGGACGCAGAGGAUAUCGACCGUGAGCUAGCCGCCGCCAGUACGUCCGCCAAUGCGAAACGCAGUGAUUUUCUCGAUACCGAGCUCAAAAAGCUACAGCAGCUCAAGGCUGCGCGGAAGAAGCCUGUCAGGUACCAAGAGCCGCCGGUGUGGGCCCGCCAGUGGAUUCCUCCAUCGCAGCAGGGCCAAGGCAUAAGCAGCAGCAGUUCCGAGGGCGGGCCUGGGCCCGCAUAUGUGGGCCUGGUCGGCAGCGCGGGCCCAGCGGCGAAGUCCGUGUUUUCGCGGGAGGCCAUGGUGCUGUCGGACUUGGAAUGUCUGAUCACAGGCGUAAUUCCGCCCCAGCUGACGGUCCGUACCAUUGCCGAGUGGCUCUACGCCAAUUUCGUCGAGAUCCUGCUUGAAAACCGGCAGUAUGUGGAGCUCGAGCUCAAGUUCGGCACCCUCGUCGAUAAAGACACAGGCUCGCGAAUUGACGUGGGCGUGUCCACCGAGUGCAUCUACACGAAAACGGCAAACACGCGGUUUGACAUGGGUGUGCACGAAGUGGGCUGGCGCGAGAUGCGGCUGUUCUUGGACGAGUUGGAAAAGAACUACGCUGAGGCCGUUCGUAAAGACCCUACCCGGCCGCGGCGUAAGUUCUCACUCACGGAGUCGAACAACACCGACUACUUCUACCAGAUCACUGAGCGCAACGAGAAACCCCGCAAAAUCCGCAUCUCGAAGGACAACCUGCUCAGUCCACCGCGGUACACUGCAAUCUCAAAGCAGCGCGUCUCCGACCUUUUCAUCCACAACCCUUCGUCGAUGUAUGAUCUCAGACUCUCGCUUCUGAUUGAGUUCCCGGUUGACGCCCAGAACAUUGAACCCAUCAUGAAGAAAAACAAGCCCUCUUUGCAGCGCGGCAAGGCACGUGCCUCAUACUCACAUGCGCCCACGGUAACGCGCUUCGACUUCACGGAGGUUUCGUCGCCAAGAGCAUCCAAAAACAAAGCUGGCCGUGCCGUUGCAGAGCACGAGAAAACCCACGAGUUGGAGCUCGAGAUAGACACGUACCAGAUCUUCCGCGGCUUUGACCGUGUCCGAGAUGGAUCCGACACCAUCCGCUUUGAGGAGUUGGUAGAAAUUUUCCUUAAUAAUGCGCGGUGUCUCAAUAACCGUGUCACCAAGUUGGCGUCGAAAUAG